AUGGUGCAGGGAGAAAAUGACGAACCGUCGUCUAAGAAGCUCCAUCCAUUCUUCACCAAGAGCGACAUCGAUCAGCCUGUUGUUCCGCCGGUACCAUUGCCUCUAGAACCUGCGCAGCCGGUAUCCGACGAACCCCCUACAACCACCGCCGAAGGCCCUAAGCGAAAGCGACGAAGGACAGACGCUGCCCUUAAAGUUCUCAAGUUCAACCCAAAAACGGGGACACUAGGCUCACCUCCAAAGCCAAAGGCAAUAGGCAAGCCGAGUCGCAUGGUUACAAUGAGAUAUGGACGGGACGAUGAGCACCGAAAGAUGAUGAGCGAGAAGAUUACAGGGAUACUUGAAGGAAAGCUACAGUUAUCGCCCGAGCCGAGUAAACGCAAAAGUACCCAGCCUAGACAAGAGCAGGUAGCCGGGACAGUUGAAAAGUCAAAAACCACACACCCGUUCUUCAUGGGCAAACCGAAGCCGCAAUCUGAUGCUGCUACUUCGGGCGAUUCAAAUAAGAAAGCUCUGAACCACAAAAGCAGCGUGUUUAUGUCUACACCGGUCUCUCCAAAGAAACCCAGGAACCCUUUCUCUUCGGGAAAAGCCAUCCAGUUUGGUAUCAAAUCUGGCGGCACCAAGAUCCCCGGAGCCAUGUAUCCAUUAUGGCCAGCUCGUGGGAUGACUCAUGUACGGAAUGAUGAUUUCCCAUACACGAGAGCAACGGCUCAAGAAUCUGGAAUACGAUACAGGAGAUCAAAACGGGUGGCUGUCUCUAUUGCUCCUCAUGAGUCUGUGCUGCGGAAUCUUGUAGAUGGGUUAGACAUGACGAGAAUGCGGCACAGUCUUCCCAAGAACGACGACCACUUCUUACCAGCGCCUCCUGAACUACGCCUACCCCAGAGACACUUUGAAAGCGGUCGAAAACUCCAAAAACGAAUCCGAUCACAACUGCAGAGUCACAUCACCGGUCAUUCCAAAUAUAAUGAGGGCAUUCUCGGUAUCGAUGAGCUUGCAAUUCAGCAGCCCUCCAAAGUCCACCCUGCCAUCAGUCGCCUCUACAAGGGCCUAGAGACACAGCUUUCCGCCUUUGAUAGGUCACAAUGUGAAGGCAGCGCUUGGAUCCAAAAGUACGCUCCAGUAACGGCCGCUCAAGUAUUGCAACCAGGAAAGGAGGCACUACUCCUCAGCGACUGGCUACAGGCUCUUAGGGUGCAGUCUGUGGAAUCCGGAAGUUCAGAAGGCGACAAGGUCAAGGGCAAGCCGAAAAAGAAGAGAAAGAAGAAUAAACUCGACGGAUUUGUCAUCGAUAGUGAAGAAGAAGAGGCCGAGAUGGACGAGAUCUCCGACACUGAUGAGGACUGGUCUGCCUUGCCUGGAUCGGCGCUGCUCAAGAGAUCUGUGAUGCGUAGUAUCGGUAUGGCGGGCAAAGGCAGCAAGGACCAGGGCCGUCUUACAAACGCCAUCGUCCUAAGCGGACCCCAUGGAAGCGGCAAAACAGCAGCAGUCUAUGCGGUUGCAAAGGAGCUGGAAUUUGAGAUUUUUGAGAUCAACUCUGGUAGUCGGAGGAGCGGAAAGGACAUUCUGGAAAAAGUUGGCGACAUGACACGCAAUCACUUGGUACAGCACAGCCGAGCUGAUUCCACCGCGAUUGAUCCAGAAGAGGUGGCCAGCGACAUCAACUCUGGGAAGCAAGGCAUGAUGACAUCGUUUUUCAAGCCAAAGACGACGACACAGCCGAUGAAGCCGCAACGAGCAAAGCAGCCCGAAGAAAGCGUCGAGAAAGAGGCGAAGGCGCCGCCUAAAAGUCAAAAGCAAUCUCUCAUUCUCCUCGAAGAAGUCGACGUCCUUUUCGAAGAAGACAAGCAGUUCUGGGCAACCCUGACCAGCCUCAUUGCACAGUCCAAACGACCAUUCAUCAUGACUUGCAACGAUGAGAGCCUAGUGCCCCUGCAGAGCUUGAGUCUACAUGGAAUCUUUCGCUUCUCUCCCGCCCCUUCAAGUCUAGCCGUGGACCUUUGCCUCCUUAUUGCUGCAAAUGAAGGCCAUGCUCUGCAGAGAUCAGCGGUUGAGGCCUUGUAUACCUCUCGCAAUCACGACUUGAGAGCAACGAUCACAGAGCUCAACUACUGGUGCCAAAUUGGAGUUGGCGAUCGCAAGGGCGGGUUUGAUUGGUUCUAUCUUCGCUGGCCCAAAGGCUCUGACCUCGACGAAAAUGGCGAUGUGGUGCGAGUCAUCAGCGAAGAUACCUACCAGAGGGGCAUGGGAUGGAUUAAUCGAGACCCGGUCGUCGCUACCAGGGGACUCGCCGCUGAACAAGAGGCCAUGGAGCAAGCUUGGGACUUUUGGGGCCUCGACAUGGGGCAUUGGAGCAGCAGUAUCGACAUGAGGUUACGGGCCGCCAAUAUCGCGGAGCCCAAGAGAAAUCCGACGACUCUGGGGGAUCUGGAGGCUUAUGAUGACUUUUGUAAUGCCAUGAGCUGUGCGGAUCUCUACUCAGGGGGCGCCUACGGGGUCAAAUUGCAAGAGAUCUUAGACCCAACAUUACCGGAGCUCGCGAGCCACAUCAGAGAAGACUUCAUCCUGGGCCAAGCUCUGCUAGAUGCUGACCCUGUAGUGCACCACGCUGCCCCGAACAAGGCCAUCUCGACAUGCAUCACGGCUCUGGCCUGUGCAACUUUGCAUCAGUCGACCACAGAUAUGUCCAAUGAGACCUCGGCGAAGACACCAAUCUCGAGGCCGGUGGAUGAAGAGCAGACCAUUUCACUUCUCGACUCAUCCUUCCGAUCUUGUCCUCAUCAAAUGACAAGGAUGGACAUUGCCAUCGCAUUUGACCCCAUAGCCGUGGCCCCCAAGGUUGUUCCAACCACAUACCUGGACCCAUCCGUCUUUGAUCGCACCAUGUCGCUCAUCGUCCUCGACGUCGCGCCCUGGGUCCGCAGCAUCGCAGCAUACGAGCACCAGCUCAUGCAAAGACGGCUGAAGCUGAGCAACCUUCUCAGCGAGGGCGGCAAGCGGAAGCGAAUGCGUACCACAAGAAGUGCCUACUCGGCGCUGGAAGGGGGAGAGCGGCGGACAACGAGGAGAGAGAGGCACUUUGGCGAUUGUCUGUCGACGCAGCAUGUUUUGCGCACGGGGGGCGAUAGAUGGACGGAUCUGGUGGUGGAGGACGUGGCCAAGUCGGAGGCGGGAGAGAGCACCGCGGCGAGCAGCCCUACAUCUGACGAUUUAGCAUUACCAUGA
Molecule: messenger RNA, 3228 nt
Organism: Trichoderma virens Gv29-8
Lineage: Eukaryota; Fungi; Ascomycota; Sordariomycetes; Hypocreales; Hypocreaceae
Exons: 2
Coding region: 1-3228 (1075 amino acids)
Cellular component (GO): nucleus
Molecular function (GO): ATP binding; DNA binding; ATP hydrolysis activity
Source: RefSeq, a predicted model, not a curated record